Pecten maximus is the source of this 2712-nucleotide messenger RNA. Its product is annotated as maltase 2-like. Gene Ontology annotation, biological process: carbohydrate metabolic process. The coding region runs from base 110 to 2035 and encodes 641 amino acids. The record is from RefSeq and is a predicted model, not a curated record. The transcript has 12 exons. Lineage: Eukaryota; Metazoa; Mollusca; Bivalvia; Pectinida; Pectinidae.
CCUGAUGAUACUGUGACGCUCAAAAAUGUGCGAUAACAAAAACUGAUAAAGACUGUCUUGUCUCGAAAUAAGGCCUAAAACUCCACACGAAGAAGGAAGAAUUGACAAGAUGAGCUUCUAUUCCGGAAGGAGCAGUCCCAGAUCUAAACCGGAAGUUGAUUCUUACGAGAAGGAAGAUCAAUCAAGUUAUGACGACAAUUAUGGAGCGGUAGCGGUUGAUGAGCCCCCAGAGACUCCAGCACUCGGUAAUCCAUUCCGGGGGAUGGAAAAAGAGGAACUGUUACGUCACUCCUCCAAACCGUUCUGGUGGCGCCUCCGUGUGAUGUGUAUCUCCGUGGUAUUGCUGGGAUGGUUAGCCCUUCUCAUCACUGUGGUGGCGCUCGUGUUGAUCUACCCUCGUUGUCGUCAUGAGGACAUGCGCAGAUGGUGGCAAAAUGAAACUAUCUACAGAAUAUAUGUACCCAGUUUUAGUGACAGCGAUGGAAACGGAAUCGGUGACCUAAAAGGUAUAGAAGCCCAUCUCAAUCACAUCCACGACCUGGGCGCGCACACCGUAUCGCUGAGCCCAGUCUACCAGUUAGAUGACGUCGACUCGGACUUCAACGUCAUCGAUCACAUGGCCAUUGACCGGAAAUAUGGGAACAUGAGUGACUUCGAGUCAUUGAUAAAAGCUGCACAUGAUAGAGGUAUGCACCUGGUGAUGGACUUUAUUCCGAACCAUACUAGUGACAAACACCAGUGGUUCAUUAACAGCAGCUUGACGUCAAACCGGACAAACGACUUCCGGAACUUCUACGUUUGGGCUGACAUGCCAACGAACUGGAGAAGUGUGUACAACAAUGACAGCUGGACACCUUCUGAUUUGAGAAGCCAACACUAUCUCCACCAGUUUCUGUCAAGCCAGCCAGAUUUGAAUUUGAGGAGCUCUCAAGUACAGGAAAAGCUCGAGGAAAUCCUAAGAUUUUGGCUCUCUAAAGGAGUAGACGGAUUUUACAUACGAAACAGCGGCUUUUUAUUUGAAGAUUAUGAUCUCCGGAGUGAAAAGAACAGCAGCACAUCAAACAGUUCAGACCCGAAUGAAUAUUCUUACUACGACCAUGCAAUGACAUAUGGACUACCGGAAGUGUACGACAUGUUAUCUCGAUGGCGCACCCUGAUGGAGGAAUACAGUAAUACUACUGAAAGAAUUUUGAUGGCGGACGUGAGAGGAGGCCUGGACAAGAUCAUGUCGUAUUACGGUCACUAUGACAGAGACGGGGUACAUAUUGCCCUGAACGAAGUUUUCCUCUCGGAACAUGACAUAUGUGGCGCCCCCUGCGUCCGGAAGUACAUAACAGAUUGGCUCUCACAGCUCAACGGUCACCAAUGGGCAAACUGGGUGAUUGGUGCCGACGACAGUGAUCGACUUGGAUCGAGAUUUAACGAGAGUUACAUCCGGGCGUUUUUGAUGACAGCCAUGCUUAUUCCGGGGACACCGAUUAUUUACUAUGGCGAUGAGAUCCUUAUGUCAAACACAGAUAUCAACAACUCAGAACCCUGGAAACGCGAACAAAGUAUGCGGGGGCUGAUGCAGUGGGAAAACUCAACAGAUGGUGGUUUUUGUUCUGCCAGAUCAUGUCCGUCACCGCCUUGGUUACCGUCUGAUGGCAAAUUCAGAACUAACAAUGUCAAGGAUAAUAUCAAAUCUGCGGAGUCGGUCAUCAAUUACCUCAGAAAUCUGACGUCAUUACGAAGAGAGAAAACCUUUCUAGUUGGCGAAUUCACGACAGCAAUAACCGACGACAGCAUCUUCUCGUUUGUUCGAGAGUUUGACGGUAUAACGGGAUACCUGGUCGUCAUUAACUUCAGUCACGAGGAACAGACACGUGAUUACUACUUAAGCCACGGCAGUAUUGAGAAAGCAGCAACAGUUGAGCUAACGACCGGAAGUGACGUCGGUUACUACCCGGAAGAUGAUAUUGACACGAGGUCAAUAACUCUGGGCAGUUACCAGGGCGUGGUCGUUUCGUGGGACUACGUGGCGAAAGAACUGUAACACGUUCCAACGUGGCAUACUAGCAAAGGAUCAAAAACGCCCUGGUGACAAAAUUUAAUAGGCUUAUUGGCGUUACCAGUGCAGCGAAAUAUUCAUUAUCAUCGUCGUUGUCGUCUAACGAAUUAAAGGCUCAAUAAUAAACCUCAAAAACAAUUCAAAUUAACCAUAUCCAUAUAUUAUGUCAUAUUUUCUCACACACAUUAGAGAGAAAAACAUUCGCAUUGUAACAUUUUCCCCAACGUUUUCAUAAUGCCCUUGAUUAAACUCCGUUUUACUGUUAUUUGCUUUUAAGAACAAGGAAAUGAUCUUUAAUUAAGUGAUUACUUUAUAUUUUGUGCGGCAUUUUUAUUUCACCAAAAUAUUUUGUCACAAAACAGUCAUAUAACUUUACUUGCUGUGAUAAGAUUGUGGUAAAUAUUAGAUUAUGAAAGAAUUAAAGCAAUACAUUACCAUGGAGAUAAAUUAUUAUGUUUUUCCUUUUUAUCACAUACAAUCGUAUCAUAUGCAGUUAUCUCCCCUAUACAUUUAUUACAUUGCCCUGUAUUUUUUUCUGGUGUCACAGCACAAGGUGUCCCCUGGCUACAUCCAAUCUGUAUCAGCGUUCACAGGAGAAUAACUCUUCAAGAAGUGGUACUCAAACGUCAAACUUCCGAUUAAAAAUAUUUUCUUAUUUCACA